This is a messenger RNA of Sphaerulina musiva SO2202, 1923 nucleotides long. RefSeq lists its product as uncharacterized. Bases 541 to 1539 code for a protein of 332 amino acids. The transcript has 2 exons. The record is from RefSeq and is a predicted model, not a curated record. NCBI's taxonomy places the organism in Eukaryota, Fungi, Ascomycota, Dothideomycetes, Mycosphaerellales, Mycosphaerellaceae.
CAUGUACCUGAGGGCACCUACCUGAGCCAUCUCCACCUGCGCACUACUGCUGCCACUACUGCUAUACUAUACUACCUUACUACAGACCUCCUUGGCUUGCAUGCCCAGGUGAAAGAGGACCAAACUCAAAAAGCAACAUCUACAUGCAGCCUAAGGUACCUAGGGAACCGUGGUCUGUACGUGGGAAGGAACACAUGCCGCCGGGAUACGCAUGAACACCUCACACACGACGCGGAUCAUCAUUGAGAGAAUACCCGGCUUACCACACGUUCCUCGUCCGUCAAGUGAAUUCAACCCAGCCCUCGCCACCGGCUGUCUGGCCCGUUAGAGCAUACACACACACAAAUCCACACUUACCCCUUGCUUCCGAGAGAGCCUGUCAGCUCAUAAGCAGAAGGCGUAAGGCUACCUAACUCCUCCCUGAGGUAGCUGUGCCUCGGAUCCUCCUGGCCUGAUCACAGAGACUCCCCAUAUCUCACGCCCGCAAGCAAGCAAGCAAGCAAGCAGAGAAGAAGAGCACGAACAGUACUUCCACUCAACAUGGACAAAAUCAAGUCACUCUUCCAAAGAUACAACUGCUUUCGCUCACCCUCCUCCUCUACCCCCUCCUCCGCCUCCGCCAUCUCCUCUCCGACAUCAGAGCCUGAGACUGUCGAAGUCCAUCACCAUCACCCACACUCCAAAGCUGUCAGGUCUCCCACGCCUUCACUUUCCCGAGAAUCGUUCAAAUACAACAACACCAGCAUCGUCGUGUCCCAUGGAGCUUUCCACACCACAUGGCAUUAUCAACUCUUCUGCGAUGCAGUCCAGAAAUACACCACCAUUGAUCGAGUCAUUGUUCCACAACAAUCCAGCUCGAGUCUGACACCUCCUGCAAACUCUUUCGAGGCGGAUUGCAAGCUUAUAUACGACACGAUUGCAGACGAGCUCCGAGAUGGACGCGAUGUGCUUCUGGUGUGUCAUAGCUACGGCGGUAUUCCUGGCUGCGAGGCAUUAGCGGAUUUGUCCUCGUCGACACUUCGCGAAAAAAGCGAACAGGGCAGUACCACCACCACUUCUACCGGGCGAGUUCUGGGAAUCGUGUUCGUCACAGCGUUUGUAGCAGAAGCCGGACAGAGUCUAGUGACUUCGAAACUCGCUGGUCGAGCUUCUUGGGUCCGAAUGGAUGGCUCUCUCAGCCACGUUAAAUCCCCCCUCCCCACCCUCUACAAUACCUGCUCUCCCUCCAUCGCUCACGAAUCCAUCUCCCGCCUCGUGCCCCAAUCAUCCUCAUCAUUCCUCGCACCCACCAAACACGAAACCUGGAAAUCUUUCCCUUGCUACUACGUCCGGUGUCUGCACGACCAAGCCAUGUUGCUCGAAGAACAGAACUUCUUUAUUGCGCGCUUACAGCGCUUUUGCCCCGAUACCACCGUCGUUAAAGACUUGGCGAGUGAUCAUGCUCCGUUUGCGAGUAUGCCUGAACGACUGGCAGAGGUCAUGGAAGAGAUUGUGAGGGAGUUGUCUUCGGUGUUGAUGGUGGUGCAUGCUGAGAAGUAGAGAACUCCUGGAAGUUUAUUUUAUACGGAAAUAGGUUUCUGGGGGAGGGGAAAGGGUGUGUGGCUGGGCCUGGUGGGUUAUCCUCUGGUAUUCUUCUUCUUCUUCUUAUAGAUAUCCAUGUCUGUGGAUGUUACCUAUCCUACAUGGAGUCUCUGGGAGACUUUCAUGUUGUCGUCGUUGUUGUUGGAGCGAACGAACGAAUGAACAAGCAAGCGAGCGAGCAGGUAUCGUAGAUUUGCUUGAUAUCGACAGAAUAGAUGGAUAAAAUGUAGGGUCGCUACAGGUACACGUAGCUCAACAGUACGGACUCCUGUUGUUAAACACUACCCUACGUUCAUGUUAGCAUGCAGUCAUUUCGUUCAAGUAGGUAGUAGUGAUGCGAAA